ACUUUGAGAGUACGUGACUCCCCUACCUCCAAAAGUUCACACAUUAAGAUUGCACCCCCCAAAAAAACGUCUCAAAUUAGAAAACUGAAUCGUUCUCUCUCUCUAUAUCUCACUCACACAGUCACUCUCUUGUUGAGUCUCCAGUCCACCUUCCCCCGUCCAAUACGGAGAUGCAGAAAUUCCGUGCGCAACAAAUCUAACAAACAACUUCAAAAACUUGGAAAUCAUCAAACAAAAUCCCCAUUUUUUCACAUUUUGAUUUUUGAAUAUACGCACACAUCAACUCUACGUUAACAAACUUUGCUUGCUUGCACGAUCUUCCUCCUCUUUUCUCUCUGCUUAGAAUCUUUCAAUAAUAUCAAAAGAUUCAUAGAUUAAACCAUUUAAACUACUCUACUUAUUUUUUUUGUCCUCCAAUAUAGAACUACCAAUUCAACACUUCUUCCUCGCUUUCUGGCAAAGGAAAGGUUUGUAUCGUUGAAGUUGGGUGUUUGUUAAAUCUGGAGCAGUGUUGAUUGUUGACUUUCUGGUGAAAGUAGUGUAUCGUAUCUGAUUUAAAAAGUUGUUCUCAGGUCGUAGGACGUAGAGUCCGUAGUUGCUUGACCAUACAUUUGUAAUGGCUGAAGAGACUGACCACAUUUCAGUUAGUAAUGAAACAAAUAAAGCUGAUGAAGAGAUUUCACCAGAUCAUUCUAUGAAAAAGCCUCGUGUUGCGAAGAAAGUUCCUCACUAUCUUCGAGCUUCUACUGGUUCCUGUCACGAGGCCUGCAAGUAUGGGCAUCCCCACAAAAUCAAAGAUAAGCCAAUUCGUCCUGUACGAAGGAAAAUGUCGGCAUCACUAUCAGAUGGUGGAAACAGAGUAGAGAUUCAAAUUUAUGUUGAUAAAAAUGUUCAGAAAAGAGUUAACUCUGAUGAGCUUAAGCUUCCACACGCCAAGGAGUCUGCUCUUGCUAGUACUAAAUUGAAGCAAGAUUCCUCAUCAUUUAGAAAAUCCCCUGUUCAUGAUUCAUCAAAACUAGUUAGGAAAGAAGCUAGAUCAUUGGCCAAGUCUCCUUCACCUGAUGUGCCAAAAGUGAUCAAGAAGGUAGUUGUUCAAUCUACUGUGAAGACAUCUUUCUCUGAUACCUCAAAAAUGUCGAAGCCAAAAGUUGCGGAAAAGAAUGUUACACCAAAGCGGAUACCUCUAAAUCCUAAGGAAAAGAAUGCUUCUGAGGGUUCUUUGAAACCAAAUGGUAGGGGUGAGAAGCCGUCAUCUUUUCCCAAUCCCUUGAAAAUCUCAAAGCAAGAAGUUGCUUCGGCUGCCAAGAAAAAUGUUCCAUCAAAGAGGACUCCUUUGAGUCUUAAGGAACGGAAUGCUUCUGAGGGUCUUUUUAAACAGAAUGGAAGGAGUGAGAAGCCAUCAUCUUCUCGAGGCUCUUUCCAUAGAUCAAAUGGCAAGCAGACUAGGGAAAGUAAGAUGGGUGAUAAUCCAAGAACCUCUAGAGUUGCUGUCGUAAAGACUGUGGGCCCCUUGGCUGCCCCAUUGCCUCUAAGAACUCCAAAAGUGGAGGUGAAAAAGCUCGUGCACCCAACAACAGCUGGUAAAAGGUUAAAGGAUCAGAGUCGGAGAAGUCCAGCUUUUGCAAAGAAUCAGAUAUUAGCUGACAGACCUGAAGCAAAGGAGCCUCUUGUUGAGAAGGCCGAGGAGAAAACAUUGCAUAUGAUUGACGCAAAGGAGGAUUAUCUAUCAACUGCUCCAGAUGCUGGGAUUUUGGUCCUCUCUCCUACUCCUUUGUCGCCAGAGUCGCUCAAUUCAUCCUCCGGAACAAACUCUCUCUCUUUCACCUCUCAAGAAGUUGAUGAUCUAUGUGAACUGGAUUCAGAAUAUACUGAUGAUAGUGAGGCUGAUGACUCAGUCUUGAACUACAAUAGCUCUGGGGAUUCAAAACCAGCUGAUAGCUUAAAAGAGAGAGAGGCAGUGACCCAAAGUUCUGAGGGUCAACACCCCGGGACUUUGAAGCUGAAAUUCAGAAAGGGAAAGGUUAUUGAACAUCCAUCCGAAACCAAAAGUCCAAGAAGACUGCGGUUUAGGAGAGGCAAGACCUUGAGUGAUGAUAAGCAAGCCACUAAUGGUGGGGCUCAACUGAAGAGCUACAAGAAAACAGCUGCUGACGAUGAGACAACACAAGCAGAAAGUGGUCUGGUCCAGGUUGUUUUAAAGCACCAAGAAAUUGAGAUGAAAAAAGAUGAGCAAGUUUUGUUGAAUAAUGUGAUCGAAGAAACUGCGAAUAAGCUUGUCGAGAAGAGGAAGAGUAAAGUAAAGGCUUUGGUUGGGGCUUUUGAAUCAGUGAUCUCUCUCCAAGAACGCAAGCCAUCUGCUGCUGAUAGAUAGCACUUGUGAUUUGACUGGUGCUCGUACGAGUAACUAACAACGCUUCCAAUGUGGAGCUUGCAGCCUGUGUAAGCUUUGCUAGGUUGAAGAAAUGUAUAUCUAACUUCUUUUUUUUCAGUCCCCUUCUGGGUUCAGUUUGGAAGUGUGGACUACUACUGUCGGGAAUGGAAAAUGUAAAUGAACUGAUUUCUCACAUAAAUAAAAUUUGCUUGUUUUGGUGA
This is a messenger RNA of Beta vulgaris subsp. vulgaris (sugar beet), 2592 nucleotides long. RefSeq lists its product as hypothetical. The record is from RefSeq and is a predicted model, not a curated record. Bases 617 to 2371 code for a protein of 584 amino acids. Gene Ontology annotation, molecular function: calmodulin binding. Lineage: Eukaryota; Viridiplantae; Streptophyta; Magnoliopsida; Caryophyllales; Amaranthaceae. The transcript is spliced from 3 exons.